CUUCAGCAUGACCAUCAACAUUCAAUCCAUGCUUCAAUCUAUCUUUGGUUGUUGUCUAGGCAGAAGGCAAGGUGAAUCAUCCACUUCUGCCUUCAAUCAGUCGGGAAGUCAGAAUGAUGAAAGGACUCCUUUGUUAAGGCAAGAUCAAAUCUCGAAACCAGGUACAGAUUCCAAACAAAGCGGUUCAGAAGCACUGAUAGCAGGCACAUCUGGGAGCAAUAAAGGACACAGAGAUACAAAAGAAAUCGUAAAGCAGAGAAAAGAAAUCGAUUUAUCAAGACUGAAAUCCAUACGUGAACAUGCACAAUCUGCAUUCUUUAAUGUUGAUUCAUCACAACUUCUCCCUUCUACUGAAGCGAUGACGAAGAACAAAACGAAAUUGGAAGCAAUGUGGAAGAAUGAAGAUAUCGUGAAAGAGUUAGAUGAUACUGGUGAUUCGACCCAAGUCGCCUUUCAGCCACAGUCGAACAUUCAAUCAUCAUCGUCAGACGAAAAUCGACACGACCAGCGAUUCGAAGCAAAGCAGACUAUUGACAGAAGGAAAGAGAUUACGGAGAAGCUAAAGGGUGCCGUCCAGCAGCCCAUGGCAGAAACUUGGGAGGAAAAUAGCCUUUCAGAAGCUUCAUAGCAACAUCACUGUACUUAUAACAAAAAUAUAUCCUUCCCUUUAUCACACAGAGAUAAGAGCGCUUUAGAAACGUGUAAGCUUGAAAUAUAGUACAAUUAUUUACAUG
Messenger RNA from Meira miltonrushii, 734 nucleotides. RefSeq lists its product as uncharacterized. NCBI's taxonomy places the organism in Eukaryota, Fungi, Basidiomycota, Exobasidiomycetes, Exobasidiales, Brachybasidiaceae. The record is from RefSeq and is a predicted model, not a curated record. The transcript has a single exon. The coding region runs from base 8 to 628 and encodes 206 amino acids.